ACCAUGGAACCGAGGGGCCAGGCAACAGGGACCUUCUCUCCAAGUCAAGUAACUCAUAUUUGAGGAUCUUGUCUAGAAAUUACACAUUAUUGCUGCCAACACUUCUCCCAAAACCACGAACCACGAUGUCUCCAAAGGCUUUUCUGACGGGCACAACGGGCUACAUCGGCGGUGAUUUCCUUUACCUGGUUUCCCAACGACACCCAGAUUGGGAGCUCACUUGCCUGGUGCGAAACAGCGACAAAGGAGCAAAAAUCGCAGCAAAGUAUCCCAAAAUCAGACUUGUCUACGGGGAUCUCGAUACCGUCGACUUGAUUGAGGAGGAAGCUGCCAACACAGACAUCGUCUAUCACUUUGCCAACUGUGACCAUGUACCGUCAGCUCAAGCUAUUUCUCGAGGCCUUGCGCGGCGACAGCGUGAAGGCAAUGGGUAUUGGAUCCAUACCUCGGGUACAUUGAUCCUCGGCUAUGAGACAAUCUCUAAAGAAGCGUUCGGCGAGCGUCUUGACAAGGUUUUCGAUGACUGGGAGAACAUCAACGAACUCACCUCGCAACCCCAUGAAGCACCCCACAGAGAUGUCGACGAAGUUGUGCUGGCUGCCGGCUCGGCCAAAGUCAAGACCGCCAUCGUUUGUCCUCCAACGAUCAUAGGUGCAGGGCGAGGCCCGGACAAUGCACGCUCAGUACAGCUCUAUAACGCCACUGCGGCAUUCCUGAAGAAUAAGCAGGGCUUCAAGGUUGGCAAGGGUGAAAACAUAUGGCACCAUAUCAAUGUGCAAGAUCUUUCCGAGCUGUAUCUCUCGCUGGGCGAGGCGGCUGCCAACGGAGGAUCUCCAGCUACAUGGAACGACCAAGGGUACUACUUGGCGGAGAACGGGUCCUUUGUUUGGGGCGAAGUCUUGCAGGAGGCCGCGAAUAUUGCGCACAAGGAAGGCCUCCUCCCAGAUGCCACCCUCAAGAGCUACUCACCUAAAGAUGCCAAUGAGAUCAUGCCGUUCGCAGCAUUCAUGGUGGGCACAAAUUCUCGUGGUGUUUCAGAGCGAGGCAAGAGACUUCUGGGAUGGACCCCAAAGAUGCCUGAUAUCAAGGCAGAGGUAGUAACCACCGUCGACAGCGAAGCCCGGCUACUCGGCUUGAAGAAGAGCCAUGCUGAGAAAGUUCAAGGCUAGACUUUACUGUGUUUGAGUCAUAGACCAAGAAGCUGCAUAUCUGGAGCGGGGAAGACGAAGUCAUGAAAAAAUGAUGAUGGCAUUAGAUGCUUCAGUGUUGAUUAAAGACAGGGGACGAGACGACAGCCCAAAUUGAUCACCGUGAACGCAACGAGUAUUGACGAUCAUGUCCAUAUAUCUCACAAUAAACAUUUUGAGAUCAUCAAAAUCGUUCUACAUAUCUUUAGUCGUUACUGGGCUUCAAUACCUUGCCUGGCCCUGC
Exophiala oligosperma is the source of this 1431-nucleotide messenger RNA. RefSeq lists its product as uncharacterized. The record is from RefSeq and is a predicted model, not a curated record. The transcript has 3 exons. The coding region runs from base 126 to 1169 and encodes 347 amino acids. Lineage: Eukaryota; Fungi; Ascomycota; Eurotiomycetes; Chaetothyriales; Herpotrichiellaceae.